This is a messenger RNA of Lingula anatina, 2838 nucleotides long. Its product is annotated as 5-hydroxytryptamine receptor. NCBI's taxonomy places the organism in Eukaryota, Metazoa, Brachiopoda, Lingulata, Lingulida, Lingulidae. Gene Ontology annotation, cellular component: plasma membrane. The record is from RefSeq and is a predicted model, not a curated record. Gene Ontology annotation, molecular function: G protein-coupled serotonin receptor activity. Gene Ontology annotation, biological process: positive regulation of MAPK cascade; adenylate cyclase-activating adrenergic receptor signaling pathway.
GAUCUUUGUAUAUAACUCUGCAGCCCUUUAUUAUUGACCAGGAUAACGAGGCGCAAUGCAGGAAUAAGAGUGUUACCGGCAACACAGAGCCUCAUUGAUAAGACAAUUGAAGAGCAGAUACCGUUCAAAUCGGAGUACUCAACUACUAAAAGAAACCAUGGCGCCAGUAAGCUGACGCUCAGAAAAUAACAAAAGGCCUUUGGAUAAACUACGUACAUAAGACAACACUUGGAGUAGAACUGUACGUAUUCCAUGCUGUGCAUGUUUCAAAAUGACGAUGAUAACGUGAAUGCUGUUUGCCGUCAGGUGUAUUUCGUCUUUACUCUAUUAAUGAGGCCAGGUACAAGUUAGAAGAGUAAAAGACUGAAAGACUACAUGAGUGACGUUCUUAAUAAGACCCUGGGGAAUAAAGUGAAAAUAAUCCGGAUCUGAAGUCACAUGCAUGGUCCAAUGAGAAUAACCAUUGAUGAAUACAAGUGAUACAACAGCCGGUUGGAAAAGCUGGGUUUUCUUCAUUCCGUGAUAAUACCUGAGAAGACAAUACUCUACGCAGCCAGUAGGGGAAAGAACUAAUUGCCACUCUAACCAACGCACAGCACCUAGAGAAAUUUGACGACAGAUAAAAGAUACGCCGGCGUGGACUUUCUUCUUGUUCACAGAACCUGAUACGAGUGCCAGCCUUGGCAUUAGUUCAUGCCUCAAGAUGGCGUGCGCUGGCAUCAAAAGGAAAGACCACACGUCGACGAAGACGUAUUAAUGGAUAUUUUUUGUCUGAAACUCCGUUUUGUUAAUUUUGAUAUUGAGAGUCCUGAACAACGAGAACAUUGGGCAGCACGGAUGUUGUAGCUUAUCGCGUUGGUGGAUUUAAAAACGCAACAUACCAAGAUUUUCUAUUAAAAGGAGAUCGGAACCCGGUCAAUAUUGGAUUACCUCUGUGGAAAAGCAACGCAAAAAAUCUUUAGGGCCGUUGUAGACGAGUGUGUAUGGGCUACCAAUCCAAGAAGGAAAGAUCAGUUCUCUUUGAUUGUUUACUUAGUGUGUGACGUGUGGGUUGAUGGAAACGACGGCGGUAUAGAUUUCUAUUCGAUCCAGUCCACUGUUAUUACCAGCCUAUGGACUGCUCCCUGCUUGCGCGCCAAUAUUGGACAUGUAUUAUAAUGGGAUGUGACGAGCUCGAAAUUAGACUUUAGUGAUAGACGAAAACUGGAAUGUAGGAAAACUUGGCUCCAGCAAGUAAUUUAAUGUAAUAGAUACCUUUGAAAAAGCAAGACAUCCGUAUUCUACACAUGGCCAAAGCGUGAAGCAUGCUGUAGCAGAAAUACUGAUUUAUAGUACCGUUUUCUUAUUAUGGAGAUGUAAUGUAGAAUACGAUAAGAAAGAAACAAAACCAUUGGAUUGCUUGUAGCCUUUGGACACUUAACCAAACGGUUCUGAAUGAUACCUGCGAAUUUGAGGAGCACAACAAGAACUACAAAUGCUUUUAUAAACAGUGACGCUACUGCUAAUGCACGCGAGUACAGCAUAAUCCCUGGUGUAAAGAUUUACAGGGAAAUCGCGGAGUUCCAGCGUUUCCAUUUUUGUCUUCAAGACAGAAACCCUACUGGAAGUGAAUGAAUCAAGGCAUGAUCUGGAUUUCAUGUCGUUUUGGCGCCAAAGAAAUAAUACUUUGAAUUUGAAGGGCAUGUUUUGAAUCAUUGAAUGGAAAUACAAACUGCUCACAGGUUUUAGUUUGAAGGGUGUGAACUGGCGAUUAAAAAAAAUUAAUAUUUCAAGAUAAACGCUGUGUUAGUAGAAUCACGAGGAAUAAACUGCACCCUGAAUAACCAUGGUGGAUCUACCUUGGGGCCACGUUUACGUCAAUGCAAGUCAAGAGAGGGGGACGUCUCCCGCCGUAAGCGGCCUAGGAGGGACUGAUACCUCCACCGCUGUAUGGGUAUAUCCACCCGGACAUGAGGCAAGCCUCGAAGCCAAAUUCGACGCUGCUUAUCACAACCAAAGCAAUAAUACCCAUAGCUUGGGUCCAAUAUACAACAGUUUGGAACACUUAAUCGUUACAUCCGUUAUUUUGGGGAUUUUCAUUCUCGCCACCAUUAUUGGAAACUGCUUCGUCAUCGCUGCCAUCGUUCUGGAGAAGCACCUGCAGAGCGCGGCCAAUUAUCUCAUUGCCUCCCUUGCGGUGGCGGACCUAUUUGUGGCGGCGUUGGUGCUUCCGCUUAGUGCGGUGAAUGAAGUCAGCACUCACUGGCAUCUCGGGAGCGAACUCUGCGACAUGUGGAUCAGCAUCGAUGUGUUGUGCUGUACUGCUUCAAUUUUACACCUGGUUGCCAUAGCGCUAGACCGCUACUGGGCGGUGACGGACGUCAACUACAUCCACCAGCGGAAACCCAGACGGAUGGUGAUAAUGAUCGCUGUCAUCUGGGUAUUCUCAGCCAGUAUAUGUUUCCCACCGCUUUUUGGAUGGAAAGACAAUAAAAACGACCCAUCGGUAACGGGACUGUGUAUAAUAAGUCAAGACUGGUGGUACACCGUAUAUUCCACUGGGCUUGCAUUUUAUCUGCCUUUAAUAGUAAUACUUGUUAUAUAUGCAAAGGUGUUUAAAGCAGCAAAAUCGAGAAUUCGGCGGAGACAGUUCCAAGCGCCAGUAACUUCUAAUGGACUUAAUGGGCAAAAGCCAGAAGAAGUGAGCACGCUUCUUACCCCCUACGGAGCUCGUUCCAGUUCCAAGCACCGAGAGUAACUCUGACACUGCGCAAAACAACGAAAACGGGAACGUCAAAAAUAAAGACGUUAACCGGAAUAAUCACCACCAAUCAGUGUGUGAAGACACCAUGUCUGUUA